GGCGUUGUCACCCCCCGCGCUGCCCCCCGGCCCUCCCCGGCGCGCGGCCCCCCCCCCCCCCCCCCCGGGCCCGGGCUCGCGACGGCCGAGGGCCCCGUCGGCCCAAUCCGAGCUGGGCGCCCGCGGCCCGGGCGCCCUCCCGCGCCGCCCCCCUCCGCACCGUCCCCGGCCCUCGACGUGGCGUCCUGCCCGCGCUUCUCUCGGCUCCCCGACCCCCUCUCCGGCCUCUCGCCCCGGCCCCCGCGCAACGCUCUCCCCCGCAGCCUGCCCUGCGCUCCCUCCCGCCCCCCCCCCGGCCCCGCGCCUCCGACGCCUCCCCCUCCACGCCCGCCCUCUCGCCUCGCCGUCCCGAAGUGGAUUAAUUAUACGCUUUCUGUUUCUCUCCGCGCUGUUCUCCCCCGCUGCGAGCCUGCCCGCCUCUCGCUGUCCCCUCUCCCUCUCGCCCUCUCUCUGGCCCCCCCCGUUUCACGUUCUCUCUGUGUCUCUCACUGUCUCUGCCCCCCUCUAUCCUUGAUACAACAGCUGACCUCAUUUCCCGAUACCCUUUCCCCCCCUAAAAGUACAACAUCUGGCCCGCCCCAGCCCGCAGACAGCCCGCCCUCCCCAGAGGAUCAGAAGAGUCCCCCCCCAAAAAAAAGCCAUCCCCCCGUUCUGCCCCGUCGCACAUUCGGCCCCCGCGACCCGGCCAGAGCGGCGCUGGCAGAGGAGUGUCCGGCAGGAGGGCCCACGCCCGCUGUUCGGUUUGCGAUUCGCAGCAGGGAGGUGGGCGGCAGCUGCGCCGGCUCCCAGAUGCCGAUGGGGGUCCCGAUGGGGAAGUCGAUGCUGGUGCUGCUCACCUUCUUGGCCUUGGCCUCGUGCUGCUUUGCUGCUUACCGCCCCAGUGAGACUCUGUGCGGCGGGGAGCUGGUGGACACCCUCCAGUUUGUCUGUGGGGACCGCGGCUUUUACUUCAGACUUCCAGGCAGGCCGGCGAGCCGCGUGAACCGCCGCAGCAGCCGUGGCAUCGUGGAAGAGUGUUGCUUCCGCAGCUGUGACCUGGCCCUUCUGGAGACCUACUGCGCCGCCCCCGCCAAGUCCGAGAGGGACGUGUCGACCCCUCCGACCGUGCUUCCGGACAACUUCCCCAGAUACCCCGUGGGCAAGUUCUUCCAAUAUGACAGCUGGAAGCAGUCGGCCCAGCGCCUGCGCAGGGGCCUGCCCGCCCUCCUGCGCGCCCGCCGGGGUCGCGUGCUCGCCAAGGAGCUCGAGGCGUUCAGAGAGGCCAAGCGUCACCGUCCCCUGAUCGUCCUGCCCACCCACGACCCCGCCGCCCACGGGGGCGCCUCUGCGGAGGCGUCCGCCAAUCAGAAGUGAGCCAAACCGUCGUAAUUCUGCAGAACGGCACCGACCACCUGGUGCUCUCCUCCUGACCGGGGACUGUUCCAUCGGGUCCCGUCUCUGACAUCUCUCGGUACCAUUUUCCCUCUGCGGGCUCCCCCACCCCCAGCCCCCAUGCCCCAACCUCCCCAUGUCAGGCUCUUUUCUCCUUGGCCCUCGCCAUCGGGCCGAGGGGGAUCCUAGUAACAUCUCUAAAAAUGUACAAACUCAAUUGGCUUUAAAUAUCCCCCCGAAACUACCCCCCAAAUUAUCCCCAAAUUACACAACAAAAACCUAAAACUAUGAACCCCCAAAUGACACACAUGCAUGCACAUCAGUCCCCUUAAAACAAAUUUGCUUUUUAGAAAACACCAGAGCAGUAAUUUGGCUUAAAAAAAAAAAAACACCCUAAACAUAUCAAUUGGCUAAAAAAAAAAAAUACUAAAACCAAAUUGGCUUAAAAAUAAUUGGCAUAAUGAAAGAAUUAGGCACCCCCCCCCUUCCAUCUCUUUCCCGGGGACCUCGAGUCAGAUUGGCCGCGGCUCGGGCCCCUGACCAUCCAGGAGAAAGGAAGGGACCCCAGAUCUGCAGUUUCGGCACGUCAUUACUUUACAGCCAGCUCCGGCCCCCUUCAGGGACAACUCUGGCCGCCCUACAACAGCACAGCCCCAGCCUCGUUCUUUGCUCUGCUUCCCAUCCUCGAAAAUCACCAUGGAGCUAGUUGGGGGUUCCCACUGAGACAGAACGAGGGGAGAACAGAACAUGAAAACCAAAAUUUGUGAAAAUAAACUUUAAUUGGCACAGACCCCAUACACCCCAAAUUCUUACAUCUCGAUCCCCACUCUAAAAAACAGGCAUACCCACAUCCAUCCCUGCAGACACUCCCUAUAUGCAUGCAUACACCCCCUCACACACGCACACACAUGCACACCCAUGCACACUCACACACGCACACACACACACAUGAACAUAUAUACUCUCAUGCAAACCCCUCACGCACAUGCGCUCACACCCCCUCACGCACAUGCACCCACACGCCCUCACAUGCACACACGCGCACACAGACGGGUGAACCCAGCACGGUGCAGAUCAGACCGCUUUCUAUUGCCCCUUCUCCAGGAAGCUGAUUGGCGAUGAGGUUUUCAUGUACUGCUCUCCCCUCUGGAUCCCUGGGAUGCGAUCCUUGGGUGGGAGAGGGUGUGUCCCAGGCCUAGGUGGGCGACCCCUCUGUCUGAGAGGAGGGAGGUGCCUUUCCCCACGACCCCCGUGGUGUGAGCCCCGAAGCCCCUAGGCCCCACUAGCAUCCAUGCCCCCUACCAUCGUGUGGAGCAAGGAACGGGUUUGGUCGGACUGGAGUGGCCUCAGCCGGAGCAAGACGUGCCCUACAAAGUAGCCUGACCCCCUGGGUGUGCUCCGUGAGAAAGACCUAGGGACCCCCAGCACACCUAGGGACCAUCCUUGCCGGCCGUCUGGGGGCCUCUCAGAAAUGGGGGCCUCUCAGAAAUGGGAGCUCCCAGGAGGCCGGCAACGAUGGUGGGGAGUGUGGGAAGUCUGGCGGUUGGAGGGGCGGGUGGGGGGCAGUGGGGGCUGGGUGGGGGGUGCUUCGGAGCAGGAGGUGGUCCUGCAGGGGUUGGAGAAGCGAGUCAGGAGUGACAAGGAGAUUUGCAGAAUUACGGAUUGAAUUAGGAGCCCAAAUUGACGCCAAUUGAUCUAUUACCCCCCUUUAAUUGGUUUCUCCUGGGGCUUUUUUCCUUUUUUUUUUUUUUUUAUCCCUCCUUAGCUUUUUAUGCGCGCACAUAUCAACUUAAUCUUACUCCCGUCCCCCGUAACAGGGGAGCAGUGACAAAGUAAUGACGCACGAAGCCACCACCACCACCUCUGCGGCCAAGCCGCCGUCCUGCUCUCCGCCAUUUAUCGUCCCGAAUCAGUUUUUGUUUUAAUCUGUCCCUGUCGCUUGGGUUGGGUGGGGAGAGUGGGGCCUCCGUGGGGGUGCCGGCCACUGCGCCCCACGGAGCAGCCGGAAGGGAAGGGAGCGGGCCGCUGCCCGGCCUGGCCUCCGGGGACGGUGGCUGGUCCCCGGAGGUCCUGAGGGGCGGAGGAGGGGCGGGGAGGUGCCUCCUCGGUGUCUGGAAGGUGCUCGGAGGCCACCAGUAUUGGGGCCCCUGGCUGGCUCGGGCCGGCCAGGGGGGAAGGGGUUGCAGGUGUGUGAGUAGAGGGGCUCCAUCGGGCUGGAGCACGUGGCCGCCUUCCUUGCACUUGGGGAGCCCUCCCCCCACCCCUCGGUGACACCUUGCCCGCCUCCUCAGCACCCUGUCUUGUCCUCAGGAAGCUCGGAGCUCCGCGGGGCAUCCUGGGGGCCAGGCAGGGUUGAGGUCCGGGAAGUGGGGAGGUCAGGAGGGUGCAGGCCCCGCAGAGCAAGAGAGCCGGCAGAAAGGUCCAUCGACUGGGGUUGCUUGGGCCCCGAGGCCCGAGGGUCUGGCGACACCGAAGCAGCCACCAUCUCGGCGCCUAGGGCUGUGUCAGGGACCCGGGCGGCUGGAGGUUUACCUCACCCCCGCUUCUGCCUCCAGUGCAGUCCCCCUGAACGACAGCCCGACUAGCAUUCUAGAGGCCUGAGGCUUCUGGGCCCCGGUGACAGGGCGGGCACGACCCUGGGGGCGGUCCGUGCCAGUCCGCCAGAGGCACAGAGGGCCCUUUGGCAGGCGUCCGGGGAAUGGGCCAUUCGGACCAUUGGAUAGAAACCCAAAGAGCCAAAUUGUUGUAAUUGGGACCCAGAUUGGCCUGAGAUCCAAAAAGACUCGGAGGCACCCUAAAUUGUCCGCCCGUCCUGCCGGACGCCCAUCCCGCCCAGUGUUACGUUCUGCCUCCUUCGGGAUGGGCGCUCCAGGGCCGCCUGCUAACGCUCCUCUGUGUCCCCCUGUGAGCAGCUCUCCGAGGGUCCUCAGCCAUCCUGACCCGGGCCCCCCAUCUGACCUCCUGAGCCCCUGCUGUGGCUGUCCAUCUUUUCUCCCUCACCCACUGUCUUCAGCAGGACCCCCUCUUGGGUCCCCCCGUGCCAUCACCUGAAGACCCCCACGCGCUGAGCACCGGAUUCAUCUCGCCUGCUGCCCUGGUCCAUCUGGCACUGGCUGGUGCCGGCCUCCACUCGACCCCUUUAACAUGCUGAUAUUUCUGGCAAAACUCAUUGCUUGGGUUUUGUCUUUAACGUUUAUCGCUUGCAAUCCCAAUAAAUCAUUCAAAUUCA
Molecule: messenger RNA, 4600 nt
Organism: Hyaena hyaena (striped hyena)
Lineage: Eukaryota; Metazoa; Chordata; Mammalia; Carnivora; Hyaenidae
Gene: IGF2
Product: insulin like growth factor 2
Exons: 4
Coding region: 790-1353 (187 amino acids)
Cellular component (GO): extracellular region
Molecular function (GO): growth factor activity; hormone activity
Source: RefSeq, a predicted model, not a curated record